Molecule: messenger RNA, 1887 nt
Organism: Capsella rubella
Lineage: Eukaryota; Viridiplantae; Streptophyta; Magnoliopsida; Brassicales; Brassicaceae
Product: RAN GTPase-activating protein 1
Exons: 2
Coding region: 128-1735 (535 amino acids)
Molecular function (GO): protein binding; GTPase activator activity
Source: RefSeq, a predicted model, not a curated record
UUUUUAUUUUUGUACCUCUCUUCUUCUUCUUCUUCUUCUUCUUCUUUUUUUUUUAUUGGCAACAGAGUAAGGUAGUCGCGGAGAGAGAGAGAGAGACCCAUUUCGAUCCGCAGAGAAGCAAGCCAGCAUGGAUCUUUCAUUGAAACCCACACAGAACCGUGUCUUGUCAGUCAAGAUGUGGCCACCCAGUAAGAGUACCCGCCUGAUGCUCGUCGAGCGCAUGACCAAGAACAUUACCACCCCUUCCAUCUUCUCCAGAAAGUACGGUCUCCUGUCUCUCCAAGAGGCCGAGCAAGACGCCAAGCGUAUUGAAGACUUGGCUUUUGCCACUGCCAACAAACACUUCCACAACGAGCCUGAUGGUGAUGGCUCUUCUGCCGUUCAGGUCUAUGCCAAAGAAUCCAGUAAGCUCAUGCUUGAAGUCAUCAAACGAGGUCCCCAGGAAGAUUCUCAUGUUCUGGCCAAGCCCUCUGGUGACAUCCUGUUUGAUAUAUCCUGUGGCCGGAGAGCCUUUAUUGACGAAGACGAGGCUCGCGAGCUUUUGAGGCCUUUGACUGACCCACACCACUCCUUUACCAAAAUCCGUUUCAGCAACAGGAGUUUUGGCUCCGAAGCUGCCAAAUUUGCCGCCACUGUUUUGUCUUCCAUCAAGGACCAGCUCACCCAAGUUGAUCUCUCCGAUGUUGUUGCAGGACGACCUGAGGCCGAAGCUCUUGAAGCCAUGAAUAUGUUUUCGUCUGCGUUGGAGGGUUCCAAGCUAAGGUAUCUGGAUCUCUCCGACAAUGCUUUGGGAGAAAAAGGUAUUCGAGCUUUUGGUUCUCUCAUCAAGUCUCAGAAUGACUUAGAGGAGCUCUAUCUGAUGAAUGAUGGCAUUUCAGAGGAUGCUGCACGAGCUGUUCGUGAGCUCCUUCCUUCUACUGGCAAAAUCAGGGUUCUUCAGUUCCACAACAACAUGACAGGGGAUGAAGGAGCUAUUCCCAUUGCUGAGAUUGUCAGGCAGUGUCCAUCUUUGGAAGACUUCCGCUGUUCAUCUACAAGGAUUGGUUCAGUAGGUGGUGUUGCGCUAGCUGAAGCACUCGAACACUGUAGCCACUUGAAGAAACUUGAUCUUCGUGAUAACAUGUUUGGAGUCGAAGGUGGAAUUUCCCUGGCCAAGACUUUAUCAGUGUUGACUCAUUUAACUGAGAUCUAUAUGAGUUACCUGAACUUGGAGGAUGAGGGAACAGAAGCACUUUCUGAAGCUCUACUUAAGUCUGCCCCUUCUCUUGAAGUUCUAGAAUUGGCUGGCAAUGAUAUAACUAUCAAAUCCACUGGGAAGUUGGCAGCUUGCAUCGCCUCAAAACAGUCUCUUUCUAAGCUGAAUUUAUCUGAGAAUGAACUCAAAGACGAAGGGUCUAUCUUAAUCGCAAAGGCAGUAGAAGGUCAUGAUCAGUUGGUUGAAGUUGACUUGAGCACCAACAUGAUCCGAAGAGCUGGGGCAAGAGCCUUGGCACAAACUGUUGUGAAGAAACAUACUUUGAAGCUUCUGAACAUUAAUGGCAACUUCAUAUCUGAGGAAGGUAUUGACGAGGUAAAUGAUAUGUUUAAGGACUCUGUGGAAAAGCUUGGUCCUUUGGACGAUAAUGAUCCUGAAGGAGAAGAUUUUGAAGAUGAAAGCGAAGAAGAGGAAGGCGAAGAAGACAAUGAACUGGAAUCAAAGCUUGGAGGUCUGAAAAUCAAGCAAGAGGAGGAAUAGGAUAAUGUUGCAUGAUGCUCUUGUCGCUAUCUAGGUAGGUUCAGAUUAAAUUCUCUAUAUGAUAAAACGUUUUGAAGUAGGUAUGUAAGGAGGAUCUUAGACUGUCUUCAAAUCUAUUUCCCUUUGAAAGAAAUUGUUAUCUUCUCCGUAAA